UCUCCAUUCUCAAAUCAUUGUGCGCUUGCACUAAUCCACUCCUCCGCGAUCUCUUCUCUUCUUCUCUAAAUUCCUCUCAUGGCCGUCGCCACCGCCGCACUCUGGCUCGAUCCGGGCCUCACGCCAUCCCACAGUAUCAUAUCAAAGGGGCAUUCGGCGCUGCCGAGCAGAAUAAGCGCCCGUUCAUGCUUGGGCAAAGGCAAGCCUUUGGAUCUGGCCUUGUCUUCUCUUGUCUCGGGGAAUCGGCCUUGUUUGUUUCCGGUGGCUUCGGCGGUGUCGUCUACGACGGAGGUGGAGGCUGGUGGGGUUGUUGAUCGUGUGGGAGAGUUGAGCCAGGUGACUGGGGUGCUGGGGUGUCAGUGGGGGGAUGAGGGCAAGGGGAAGCUCGUGGAUAUUCUUGCCCAGCAUUUCGAUGUCGUUGCUCGAUGUCAGGGUGGAGCAAAUGCUGGGCAUACCAUCUAUAAUUCUGAGGGCAAAAAGUUUGCCCUCCACCUUGUUCCAUCUGGCAUCCUUAAUGAGCAAACUAUUUGUGUGGUUGGUAAUGGAGUUGUAGUUCAUCUUCCUGGUUUUUUCAAGGAAAUUGAUGGUUUGGAGGCAAAUGGUAUCUCUUGUGAGGGAAGGAUAUUGGUUUCUGAUCGGGCACAUUUGUUAUUUGAUUUCCAUCAAGAAGUGGAUGGACUAAGGGAAGUUGAGCUAGCCAAAUCAUUUAUUGGGACAACCAGGAGGGGAAUUGGGCCCUGCUAUUCCAGUAAGGUUAUACGAAAUGGAAUAAGGGUUUGUGAUUUGAGGCAUAUGGAUACUUUUGGUCAGAAGCUUGAAAUUUUACUAAAGGAUGCAGCUUCACGGUUUGAAGGGUUUAAAUAUAGUGCCGAUAUGCUGAAGGAGGAGGUGGAAAGAUACAAAGGAUAUGCAGAGCGUUUGGAACCCUACAUUACUGACACUGUCCAUGUCAUGAACCAAUAUAUCCUGCAAGGUAAGAAAAUAUUGGUUGAAGGUGGCCAAGCAACCAUGUUGGACAUUGACUUCGGAACAUAUCCAUUUGUGACUUCUUCAAGCCCUUCCGCUGGUGGCAUUAGCACAGGCCUUGGCAUUGCCCCAAGAAGCAUAGGCGACCUUGUUGGAGUGGUUAAAGCAUAUACUACAAGAGUUGGCUCAGGUCCUUUUCCAACUGAGAUCCUAGGUAAAGGUGGCGAUCUCCUUAGGAUUGCUGGGAUGGAGUUUGGGACAACUACAGGUCGUCCUCGACGAUGUGGCUGGCUUGAUCUGGUUGGACUGAAAUACUGUUGUCAGAUAAAUGGUUUUUCAACACUCAAUCUCACCAAGCUUGAUGUCCUUUCGGAUCUUCCGGAGAUCAAGUUGGGUGUUUCUUACAAGCUUAUUAAUGGACAGAGUAUAGAAUCCUACCCUGCAGAUCUGAAUGUUUUGGAACGCUUACAGGUUGAGUAUGAAGUUUUGCCUGGUUGGCAGUGUGAUAUCUCUUCCAUCAGAAAUUACAAUGAUCUCCCCCCUGCUGCUUGUCGAUAUAUCGAGAGGAUAGAGGAACUUGUUGGUGUCCCCAUACAUUAUAUUGGCGUCGGACCUGGUCGUGAUGCCCUGAUAACUAAAUAAGUUUGCCCUAUAAGGCAAAUUUUUCUCACCGACCUGGAGAUGUUUUUGCCAUGUUUUAUUUAUUGUAACUUGAAUAAUUGCUCUUGUCAUGAAGAACUCAUACCCAUAUAAUACUGGAAGUCUUAAGUUACAACUCUGUCUUAUAUUUUGCUGAAAUUGUUCACUGUGAUGUUGUUGCUUUA
Messenger RNA from Dioscorea cayenensis subsp. rotundata (Guinea yam), 1790 nucleotides. Its product is annotated as adenylosuccinate synthetase, chloroplastic-like. Gene Ontology annotation, molecular function: GTP binding; adenylosuccinate synthase activity. The record is from RefSeq and is a predicted model, not a curated record. Gene Ontology annotation, cellular component: cytoplasm. Bases 79 to 1608 code for a protein of 509 amino acids. The transcript has 4 exons. Lineage: Eukaryota; Viridiplantae; Streptophyta; Magnoliopsida; Dioscoreales; Dioscoreaceae. Gene Ontology annotation, biological process: 'de novo' AMP biosynthetic process; IMP metabolic process.